AUGGCACAUGAAGCUAUAGCACGUACCUGUGUUUCAGUCAAUGCCUCUACAGAGAAUAGAAAAAAAAAGGCUUUACAAAAUGGGCCCUUAUUUUUUGCCACCUCAUUGACCCAUCUCAAGAGGAACAACAUCCACAUUGCUUGUCCUAUCCGAAUUCUGACAGAGACACUUCAUUUUGUGAGAGAAAACGAUCCAAUCCUCGGUGUAUUUGAUCAUAUAAUUCUUUGGGGUUGUUUCUUAUCAUCUGAAGCCUUGGAAAUCUUGUUAAAAUGUAAGACAACAGUAUCACAAAGUCAUUUCAAGUCAAAUUUUGAUCAAAUGUAA
Messenger RNA from Phycomyces blakesleeanus NRRL 1555(-), 324 nucleotides. RefSeq lists its product as hypothetical. Bases 1 to 324 code for a protein of 107 amino acids. NCBI's taxonomy places the organism in Eukaryota, Fungi, Mucoromycota, Mucoromycetes, Mucorales, Phycomycetaceae. The transcript has 3 exons. The record is from RefSeq and is a predicted model, not a curated record.